Messenger RNA from Chiroxiphia lanceolata (lance-tailed manakin), 7661 nucleotides. RefSeq names its product protein FRA10AC1. Gene Ontology annotation, biological process: dephosphorylation. The record is from RefSeq and is a predicted model, not a curated record. NCBI's taxonomy places the organism in Eukaryota, Metazoa, Chordata, Aves, Passeriformes, Pipridae. Gene Ontology annotation, molecular function: phosphatase activity. The transcript is spliced from 14 exons. The coding region runs from base 186 to 1178 and encodes 330 amino acids.
GGCUCUCCCGGCCCCAAGCCGGGCGGCCCCGGUGCUUCCGCACGACUCUGCAGAUACAUUUCGCCUCUUCGGUGUUGAGCCAACUACGCCGUAGUGACCCAUCGAUCCCCACGCGGUGGCUCUCUACGUGGUAUCAAACAGCUUGUUUCUUCCAGUGUAUCCAAAUGGUUUGAUAACAUUUUUUGAUGAUAAUCAACCAUCUAGUAACAAGCGUGGUGCAGGCACAUGGCCAUGGAGGCUAUGAUUCUGAUUUCAGUGAUGAGGAGAGUGGAGAGAAGUCUCUGCAAAAAACUAAAAGAAUAGAGGAAGAUGACCUUCUGGUAAAGCCGUUCCAAAAAGCAAAGCAAGGCAGUGUGGUUCACAGACAAUUCGCAGCUGAAGAAUGUGAUAGGGAAGAAGCAAGAAAAAGAAGAUUUCACUUGAUAUCGAUGAGUGCUUAUGAAAGACAUAAAAAGUUAGUGCAUGACUACAUUUUAUACUAUGGUGGCAAAAUAGAAGACUUCCGACGAACUGGAGCAAAUGACAAGACGGAUCUUGAUGUUAUUAGAGAAAACCAUAGAUUCCUGUGGAAUGAAGAAGACGAAGCAGACAUGAAUUGGGAGAAGAGGCUUGCAAAGAAGUAUUAUGAUAAAUUGUUCAAAGAAUACUGCAUAGCAGAUCUCAGCAGAUACAAAGAGAAUAAGUUUGGAUUUAGAUGGCGACAUGAGAAAGAAGUAAUUUCAGGAAAAGGUCAGUUUUCUUGUGGAAAUAAGCACUGUGAUGAGCAAGAAGGCCUGAAGAGCUGGGAGGUGAAUUUUGGCUACAUUGAACAUGGUGAAAAGAGGAAUGCACUUGUGAAGUUGCGGCUAUGUCCAGAAUGUUCCUACAAACUAAACUUUCAUCACCGGAGGAAAGAAGUCAAAACACACAAGAAAGGAGGCACAGCUGUACAGGACUCUAAAGAGCCAAAAAAUAAGAAGACUAAAUUUUCUCGUUCAACAAAAAAGAAGUCCAAAAAAAAGACCCAUAAAGAUCAGGUUUCUUCAGAAGAUUCAGAUAGUUCUGAUAAAGAUUCUAAUAACAGCGAUGCAGAAGAUGGUCCUUCAGAUGCUGACUUUUGGAAAGGUCCCCUACAAGAUGCAGAUGAAAAAUCACGGGAGGAGGAGUUUGAUGAGUAUUUUCAAGACUUGUUUCUCUAAACCUUGAAAUUGAUAUAGGCUGACUUUCUUCAUGAAUUGUCAAGAUGGAAGUCUGGAAAUCCAGUCAUAAUUUACCGGAGACCUCUUUCUGCCAGCAUACUUUUUCUACAGUCACUCAUAUGAACCAUUUGGGUAGAUUAUCUUUGUAGAAGGCUUCAAAUCUAAAAACUUUGUUUCUUAUGAUAGGUAGCAUACUCAUGAAACAAGAGAAAUAACUCUUUCAGUGCAAAAGAUAUAUGGCACCCAGACUUAAACAAACAAGAAUAUGGUUUAUUGACAUUACAUCAGAAGUUCACUGCUUUUUAUUUUAUCCCAAACUUCAGGUAUUGUCAGAUUUUUAUGAAGGAGCAUUUGUAAGUUUCUGUGAGUAGUUUAAAGCCAUACACUUUAAUAUAUUUGUAUUUUUAAUUUAUUUAACAAGAGUUAAUAGCCUUAACUUUAUUGGCCAUGUAGACUUUAAUAUUUAGGUAUUAGUCUCCAUAAGUAUUUUAAAGUGCUACUGGAGAAGUUCAAGUUUUAUCAAAUAUGUACUCUGCUUGAAUUAAGUAAAUUGUGAAAUGUCUCCCAUAAUCCUUUAAAAAGUUCAGUUUAUUGUGACUUUGUUUUAAAUUUUAGCUAAAAUUUAAUGUGUCUUAUAAUUCCAUUUAUAAAAAUUUGGUUGGUUGGUGAAAUUUUUGAUGUAAAACAUACGUAUGUGGCUUUCUACUGGAGAUGUACAUGUGACUUUUAUGUUAUCUGUGGCUUCUGAUCUCCUUUCCAUUAAUUGAAUGUUAAUCCUUCUUUAAAGUGUAAUCCUAAAUAUACAAGUAAAGCAUGUAUAUUGCUUGAGAAACUUACUGGAUUUGUAUUCCUCUUCAAGGUGCAACAUAUCUUUAAAGAUUCAUUCAGUUAUGUUUCACAAGAAACAGUCUGCACAUGAAUAAGUACAGUGGGUAUUUUUUUCUGUCAGGUGCAAAUUACUUUGGAUACAAAGAACAAACUUUUUUAAAUUAAAUUUUCAUGUUAUUCUGAGGAAAGUUACUAUUGUAAGAUAUAAAAUAUAUCUUUUGAUAAGUACUUCUCACUGUAGAUAUAUGUAUAGAAAGUAUUUAUAGUAAGUAUUUGAUGUGGAAAAAAAACCAGCAGAGAUGGUUGCAGUGUAUUUAUGAACAUUUUACAUGCACUCAUGAAUAAGUUGAGAACUCUAUUUACAAGUAUUACUUAACAAAAUUACAUUUUAAACAGUUUGUACUUACAUAAUAGAUGACAGUACAAGGACAUAUUUAGGGUGUCCUUGAGUAAGAAAUAAAUGUAGCCUUGCAUGAAGGCUUCUUUAGGUAAGAAGGUGGAUUUAAAGGUUAAUUCUCUGUCAUCUUGAAAGCUUGGUUGAGAGUCAAAUCCAAUCUGCAGCAAUCUGCUUACACGUGUGCAACUUGCCCAAAGGGGCUUUUGUCGAAUGUGUUGCUAUAUUUGUUGCUUCAAGUAUUGUAUAUUAAGUAUGUGUUCAGGAUAACUAACUCCUCUUUGGGUCUUUAAAAUACAGUUAUAAAAAUUUACAUUAUACAUAGUAAAUACAUCAUUUAAUACAGUUUGAAUAAAAUUACAUUAUCAAACAACCUUGAAAUAGUUUUCUUUAGUAGCUGCAUUUAAUACAGAAAAUAACACGAUACCCAGUUUUAUGUCAUAACUGUUUGCAUAAAAUAUUUGGCUCAUUUAUAAGUCAGGAUGUUUUAAGCAUUUGGGGUUUUUUGGGGGAUUCCUUUAAUUUUGAGUGAUAAUUGUACACAGUAUUUCUGUUCAUAGAGCUUUCUUGGAAAGGUUUAUAUAGAGCAAUUCACUGAUUCUCCCUUCUCUGUGAAUACUGAGGGCCCUUCAGAGGGGAAAAAAAGUGUGGGUCUUCUUUGUUUAAAGGGGGAGGAAAAGUGGCAGGAUUGAGUCUGCAUGUUGAAUUUGCUUAUUGCAGGAAUUGCAUUUGACAUCCAUCUCCUUGGAUUUGGAACUGGUUCCAGUGAAAACUCAGAUCUGUGCAGAAUAUACCAGCCAUUUCCCCUCCUCCAUCUGCAGGAGGAGCUGGCUUUGCAAGACCUGAGUAGAAUGUAUGGAGUGGACUGUCACUGUUCAAGAACAGGUUUUGGUAGCUCUUCAUUGUUUAUGAGGAGCUAAUUUGUGUGCAGUCUGUCUCUGGUAGUAGAGAGAGAGGUAAUGUGAAUUCUAAUGUGCUCUACCUCUGUUUUCCUUUCCCUUCUCAUUAUUAAAUUGUUGCCAACUAAUUGGUUUUCAAAUACUUUAAUUUAUUGCAUUUUCAAAAGGGCACAUUGGGAGUAUGUGAGCCUUUUAAAAUGCUUUUGAAUGUAGAUCCUACUUUGGACAUGCUGGUAUCUUAGCAAACUCUCUUGGCAAUUUUGAAAAAACACAGUGUACCAUGGGCUUGCUUUUUAUAAACAGAGCCAGGGAAUUGUGUUGAGCAUUCCUAAAGUGAAGGAGAUGUUUACUCUAGAACUUUAUAUAGUGUUGAGAAUGAAGGGAAUGGAUGGAAUCCCAGAUUAAGGAAAGACACGUAAUAUAAAAAUCUAAGUAUACAAAUAGCAAUAGUUGAAUUUUUUGUUUGAAUUGUACACAUUAGAUUUCAUUCCAUAAUUUCAUAGAUCUGCCAAAAAUUGUAUGUUUUCUGGACAGUGUGCAGAAUGACCUAUUUUAAUAAAAACACUCUAUGUAAAUUGAGCGACAUGGAAAAAUACCUAGAGCGCACAGUUCACACCGUUAUUAUUUUCAGUUUUUAAUUGUAAUCAUUUUUUUACUUCAUUAAAAAUUAUUUCCAACAAAUGGCAAAUGUUUUAAGAGGAUUGUUAAGAGAUCAAGCUAUACUAUUCUAUGCAAAGCAGAAAUCCACUGGGGUUCAUUGACGUUCUUUCUAGAUGUCUUUUCUGUAGCAGGAACAGUUUGAGACAAAGAAUUACAAAACUACACAUGUUUUGGAUUUUCCUUCUUCACCUCCACCUGGAUUUUCUAAAAAACAGAUAAGAAAAGUAAAAUGAGUAUUUUCUGUUAAUUUUACCUGCUCUAAUUUCUUGUUAUAGAGGUGUUGCUUUUGUUUUAUGCAUAUUAUGUGUGUUUGACCUUCUGAAAUUUCACUGCUUGUCUGGGAAAUAGGAAUAUGAAACAAUGACACAUUAUAUAUACAUAUGUGCAUAUAGUGUAGGAGUUGAUACUAACAUUUCUCAAAGGACCAAACACACACUGAACCACUCUUACUGGAAAGUUUCAGCAGUUAAGUAUAUAUGACUGUCCCACACAUACAAAACUGAGGAAUGCAAGCCAUGCAAAAAAAAAAGGAACUCUUUGAUCAAUAUAAUCUGUGAAUCUAUUUUUGAAGCAGAUGAUACAAAAACUUUAAUUUGACCUGUUUACAUAAACCUUUAUUCAACCCUGCGUGAAUCCCUUUGUAAUUACUGGUUAAGAGAGAGAGAUAGUUUUUAUAUUUUUAUCUAUAGCUACUGAUUCUGUUACUGUCUCUCUCAAAUGAUUCCACAGAUGUUCAUUGGUCAUAGUUAAGAUUCUUUCAAUGUAAUCAAUUGCGUUUCCAGGUUCAUUUAAGGUAAGAUACCAAUAUUAGAAUUAAAACUUACAUUUGAAAGCUGUGGAUCACCAUGUUACUAGGUCAUUUUCGACCCUUUCCACCUGCAUUGAAACAUGUCACAUAAUCAGUGUCCUACCCUCUGUAAUUUGUGGAUAUAAUCAACACUAUGUUACUAACUAUGUAUUUGAUUUUCUCAGUUUAAUACUCUGCUCUGUUUUACUUUCUGUUCUGAACUUUCCACUGUAGUGGUUCAGCAAACAUGUUUAUUUUGUUUUGUGUCUACUGAAUGGCUAAGAAUAGCCCGGUCAGUGUGAUCUAGAGAAAGGACCAUGGUUCAGCAUGUAUCAAAUUCUUGUUUGUAUGAACUGACUUAACAAACCCAUAUAUUUACAUGGCCUUGAUUUGACAGUGUCAGAUCUGUCCUUCACAAAUGUGCAUGGCCUCAUUCCAGUGUGUGUUUAAAAAGAUGCAGAAUAAUUCUCUUUCUUUUUGGGAUACCAAUUAUUCUAUGCAAAGGCCAGAUCCUUGGCUCCUGCAAAUCAGUCUGUGCUUGGCUGUUUUCCCUGUGGGAAAAUACUUCCUAAGUCAGUGGCUUAAGUGAUUCCAAAAUACCAAUGUUCUAAGAUGAUCCUAACUUCAAGUGAGAGUGGAAAUACCCAACUCUUCCUAAAUGUAUUAUUUUGUUUUUAUUUAAGAAGCUUAUGCUUAAGGGCAUAACAUCUGAUUUUAGUAACUGUACUCUUUGCCAAGAAAGCAAAUAUGUAAGGAGGUUUGAAGGUGUAUAAGGAGAUCUCAGGUUGUUUUGUUUUGUCUUGCUAAUAUUUCUGUGAAGUUCAGGUGCUUACAUUCCAGUGUAAGGAAAAGAAUACUUUUUAUGUACUGACAACCAGCUAGUUCUCAGUAAUAAAUUAAUCUUAAGUAAAAUUAUACGAGCAAUUUCAAGAAAAAAAAGUGUCAUUGAAAAUAAAUUUGGGACACAAUUUGGAGGGUGUAAUUUCUGUGAAAGUGUGUUUAAGUGGUAUCACAGCAUGAGCAGGCCAAAAUAUUUGACUAAUUCUAUUAAACUUUUCCAAAAAUCCGCUUUGAUUAAAUCAUGUAAUUUAAAGUACUUUUUAAACCACUUAAACCAAAAUUAAAAACUUUUAAUUUUUUAAAAAAUUUUAUUUUAACCUAGUAUCAAUUUUUUUAGGAGCCAACAAUCCUGGUUCCACUUCACACACUGACAGUAACUUGAUGGGUGGCCUUGAGUAGCCCCUCUUUUGUGUGAACUGUGAAGAAUACUCACCUAUUUCCCACAGACACUGAUGAGCAAAUAAAUGAUUCAGUACUGUUUUAUGUUUUAAAAAUGUGAAACACAGAGUAAACUAACUUUUCUUCUUCAAACUAGCUGACAAUUAAUCACUUUGGCUUAAUCACACGUGGUUUUGUUUUAAUCUCUGAACCAGUCAUCUCAGUUGAUUGGCAUAGCUGUUGACCUGCUGUUGCACAUGCAUUACAGAAUAAAAAUAACUGACUCAUUUGACUCUUACACCUGAGUGAUAGGUUCUCAGUUUCUGUAAAAUCAGAUUCUCUUCUAGGUUAGGAUAUGCAGAACCAUGCUUUCAAUUUCAGGACUUGGACUCUCUUUGGAAGAUUAGUGUUAAAUUUGUAACAUGAGAGAGUGUAUUUCAGCCAAGAAACUUGUGGUAGGGAAGUAGAGCCCAAAGCUUUAUCUUAAACUUGGAAGAGAAUUGGGGAUUUGCACUGCUUUUUUUUGUUCCAAAUGCAUACCCUCCAUUCCCUUAUGUUUUUCAUUUCCAGCUUAAACAAAGCACCUGAAUACAUUUGAGGUUGGUGCCACACAGAAUUUUAAUACAUAUCUAGUAUUUCAGAUAAGCAUUUAAUUACAUUCAAUUUUAAGUCUUUAGGCAAAAGAAAUUUUACAUUCCCUUCACGUUUGUGAUGGUCAUAUUUUAUAUAAUCCUGCAGUUUGGAAAAUGAAGUCAGCAUACUGGAUUUGUGUCAUCUUUAAAGUUUACUCUUCUUCCAAGUAAAGAUAAAGCUAAUUUGGCAAAUUCAGAACUUGCAUACUAUUAGUAUAAAGUUUAAUAGAAUAUUGCACAAGUGCACUGCAUGUGUGAAUUUGAGAGAGAGAGAGAAUAUGUUGACUGCCUUACAAAUAUAUGUAAAUGAAAAUCUAAGAAGUUACUUAACCUUUUUGGGCAGCUGCUUCUUCUUCCUUUUUCUUUUGUUCCUCAAUAGCUUUCAUCUUCUCGUCAUAUUCAUCAGCUCGUGUUUUCCAUUCAACCCUGUUGUUUUGAAGACCAUCAAACAUAGGUGUAAUUUCCUUGUGAAACCUUGAGAAUUCCUGUACAAACAAUUUAAAUUAGUACGUUAAAAAUUUUAAGCACUGAUGAGUUGUAAAACCUGAAAUUGUGGAAAUACUGCUGAGAAAGCAUUUAAUUUUUCUGUUAGAUCUAAUUCUAAGGCAUAUUAUUGAAAAUACCAUAUUGGGAUAAUAAUGCCCUAUUGUGCACAUAAUCUGUUAGGAAAAUAUUGGCAUUGUAUACUGCACAUUUUAGUAUCUUCCCUAAUCCUACAUAUGAUAGUCUGACUCAUAUAAUACAGUUAUAAAUAUGAUACAUGAUAUUUUAUCGUAUAAUUAUCAGGAAAAAAUAAAAAAGUCUAUUGUCCUGUAGUAUAUUUCAAGCAGAUGAGGAUAUAUCUGAAAAUGUUAAAAUAUUACAUGUCGCUUUUCUGCAUGACUCUUGGGGAUAAUAUAAAAAACUAGACAAGGAUUAAUAAUGUUGACAUUUCAAUGCCUUAUAGAAGGUACAGAAUAUCUAUACAUCCAGAGUAUUUCAAGUUUUCUGUUCCCUUUGCUGUGCCUUUAACUGCUUUCUGUAACCAUCCGCAUGUUGCUCGCUUAUAUUAAAUGGGACUGUGAA